UUUUUUUUUUUUUUUUUUUUUUAGUUCCCUCUUUCCUUUCUUCUUGGCGCACGGAACAAGGACAACAACUCACCAGUUCUCGGUAGCGCACUUUUCAGGGUCGAGAAACAGCACAGCAAAAAUAAAUAAAAUAAAGAAGAAAGGAAUCCGCCAUUCAUGGGAAACGGAACGAGCAGGGAUCAGGAUGACUUCUUUAACAAUGAAGUCAACUUGCUGCAGUUUCAUAUGCUGAGAGUAGUCGGCAAAGGAUCCUUUGGCAAGGUCCGCAUGGUCAAACGACGGGAAACAGGCAAAAUGUACGCCCUCAAGUAUAUCUCGAAAGAGCAGGUCAUUAAAAUGGACGCCGUACGGAAUAUCAUUAGGGAGCGGCAAAUCCUUGAGUCUGUCGAUCAUGCCUUUGUCGUCAACAUGCGGUUUGCUUUUCAGGACGACGAGUACAUGUACAUGUGCAUGGACCUUAUGAUGGGAGGGGACCUUAGGUUUCAUAUGAAUAGGAGGUCGUUUGGCGAGGAUGUCGUCCGGUUUUGGAUUGCAGAGAUCAGUUCGGCUGUGAAUCAUCUCCACACUCUUGGGAUCGUACAUCGAGACAUCAAGCCCGAUAACAUUCUUCUAGACGAGAAGGGACAUGCCCAUAUCACGGACUUCAACAUUAGCUGCAAACUUACGCCCGAGAAACCAGUCUUAACAUCACAAUCGGGAACGAUGGCCUAUAUGGCGCCAGAGGUAUUUAAGGGGACAGGAUAUGGAACAAGCGUAGAUUGGUGGGCACUCGGGGUGAUUUUUUACGAGUGCAUUUAUAACCAGCGGCCGUUCCUGACGGAGAGCGUUGGGGAGCUGAAGAGGGCGAUUCCGAACCAGACGAUCGAGUAUCCAGCUAAAGAUGGCAUCUCACGAGAGUGUGUCAUGACCAUUCAAGGUUUCUUGACGAGGGAUCCCACGGAACGUUUGGGAUCCAAGGGAGGAAUGGACGGAAUUCGAUACCAACCGUUUUUUAAAACGGCGGCACAUGAGACCCAGAUAAGCCCGGAGCAGUGGUGGUAUCUACUGGAGACUAAGCAACUCAUACCCAAAUUUCAACCACCGUCCGAGGCAGCCAACUUUGACGCAACCUACGAUCUAGAAGAACUACUCUUGGAUGAGGAUCCACUUACAUACAGGUCGACACGGAAACGAGCCGAGAGACUGCAGAAGGAGAGGGAUCAGGCCAUUAAGGAGGAGAAUGCGCGACUUAAAGCCGAACACGAGGCAGCUGUGAUGGCAGCGCUCGCCGCAGAGGCGGCCAUGGAAGAGAUGAACAAGAAAUUGGAGGAGAGCAUGCGAAAGAUUCGAAUAUCUUCGUCUUCGACACGUUCUGCAGCACCGGCACAACAGGAUUCGGCAACGGCCGUGAGCAAGAGGAAAUCAAGGCUGCAGUUAUUUGGGGGCGAUAAUAACGACAGCGGCGGCGACGGGCAGCCCAUGGUGCAGACACAGCCACCACCGAUACCCCAGCCCCAGCCUCAGAAUCACCAUACGCUUUCGCAACUCGCUCGACAGACACAGUUUCAAUCCAUACCCCUGUCGCCAAUCGAUUCAACAGGCGCACAUAGCGAGUUCCCGAUACCCCCGGUUCCAUCGUUACGGUUCCCAUCAUCGCCGCCUAAAGAAGAUUAUCGGUGGCCGCUGCGGGAUCAGUCACCACUGCACACGGCACAGGAUAGGCAAGGCCCUUCAUUAUCUCGGCCGCUGGAUUCAAGUCCUCCGCCGGAACACCAUCCAUCUUCAUAUUAUCAUCGUCCGACAAAUCCUUCGAGACCACCUUUGCCGACAUCUGUGCUGACACAGGAAGCGAAUGGAAGUACAGUGAACGGAUAUACAUACUCGGCCAGUGCUGAUGCCACAGGCGGGGCAUCCGUUCCGGGUGUCACUGCGGUGUAUCUCUCGAAACCCACCGUACCUCCUUCGAGAGUUCCAGCCAAGAAGCGAUACGACGAAGAGAAUGCUGAUCAAGCAAACUACCAAGGAGAAGAGUCUGGGCAGUCAACCAGAGAUAUCGUCCCAUUGUCAGCAACGAUCCGACGACAGCCAUCGCAAGAACAUGUUAUUGUCCAUCAGAAUCAACAUCCGUUCCAGGCAGCACACCCUCAAAUGGCAAUAACUUCUCCGGUGAUCAUCCCCACGCCCCUAGACCAUUCGAUCUCGCGACAGAAACAUAUCCCGACACAACAACCGCAGCCGCAACCGGUUCUUCGGCACCAGACUUCGCAACAGAUGCUGCGACGGCCAACAGCACCGACCCCAGCACCGGCUUUGAAUAUUGCAGCGGCGGCGGCAGAGAUGGCGGGUAUGUCCGAGAAGGGCAAGUUCGAGUACCAGAUGGAGCUGAUUGAUAGGGAGUUUACGACGUUUGAUUAUACGGUGUACGAGAGUUAUCAUGGACUUGUCGAUCCUGUCACGAUGUCUGUCGGCAACCCGCCCGAGUGGGUGCGUUCUCGCGAUUGAAGACAAAAAAAAAAAAACGCGUC
Messenger RNA from Gamsiella multidivaricata, 2504 nucleotides. RefSeq names its product kinase-like domain-containing protein. The transcript has 5 exons. Lineage: Eukaryota; Fungi; Mortierellomycota; Mortierellomycetes; Mortierellales; Mortierellaceae. The record is from RefSeq and is a predicted model, not a curated record. Bases 157 to 2481 code for a protein of 774 amino acids. Gene Ontology annotation, biological process: intracellular signal transduction; peptidyl-serine phosphorylation. Gene Ontology annotation, molecular function: protein serine/threonine kinase activity; ATP binding.